AUGGUUCUUCCCGCCGACCUCCGUGUAACACCGAAAUGCCGAGCACGCCGGGGAUCGAAUAAAAGACGCUCCCUCGCUACGGAAAUCAUCGCUGAUCCGCGCGCGGAUAGCAUUAGCAUUUACACGGGCUUCUGGUCGCCCGCGGGUCAUCCGUCUCGACGAAAUGAGUUGCGACGAUUUCUUUUCCGCGACCUCCGCUGCAGCGCGACGAUUUCGUGUCACGCCGGGUGUUGGUUUGCGGGUCCCGGAGUUGACGUAUUAUUCUUGCCUGAGGGGAAGAAUGUGUCUCCAGGUCCGCGCGUCGACGUUGCCCCCUUCUCACCGGCAUCACGAAUUCAAACUCCAUUGUUUUCCCGGCUGGACAGCGGAACGAAUUACACGUGCGCUUGUCCGCGCGGCUGGCAUGGCCGCCACUGUGAAACCGCCGCCACUUCUUGUUCGGAUCACCCGUGUCAGAACAACGCCACUUGUGUCAACUCGGAAGAGUUCGGCUACACGUGCCUCUGUCGCCCCGGGUUCGAGGGAUCCAACUGCGAAACGAAGUUGGACCAUUGUGCCAACAACCCCUGCAAAAAUGGUGGUACUUGCGAAGAUACUCUUUCUUCAUUCCGCUGCGUUUGUAAGCCGUUCCACGAAGGCGAGCGUUGCGAACGCAACAUUACGUCGUGCUCGUCGGCGGCGAUUUGCAUGAACGGCGGCUCUUGUCCUGGGGGCCACCGACCAUGCGUUUGCCCUGUCGGGUUCGUCGGUGCCUUGUGCCAGACCAACGUCGACGACUGCGCGAGCAACCCUUGCGCCCAGGGUGCGACAUGCGUGGACCUCGUCAACGACUACAUGUGUGACUGUCCUCCGGGGUUGACGGGAAAAGACUGCAGCGUCGACAUUGACGACUGCUCCCCGUCCCCGUGCCGAAACGGCGGGUCCUGCAAAGAUUUGUCCAAUGGAUUCACCUGCCUUUGCCCUCCUGGGUUCACUGGACCGCUCUGCAGUUUUCUUGAUCGAAGACGCGGAGUUCCUGGUCCCGAGUGGCUGGAAAGCGAGACUUUCAAAUCGUCCGCGUCCGAGGAGCACCUGAGCGGGUCUCAGGUGGCGGCGAUCGCGGCGGUGUCCGUGGCGGUCCCGGUGGUGGCGUUGUGCGCCGCAGUGGCAGUCUGUUGCCUGAAGCAGCGACGCCGGAAGGAACAAGCCCGGGCCGACGAGGAAGCUCGACGGGAGAACGAAGCCAAUGCGCGGUCCAACUGCAGUCGCGAGGCGAACAAAAAGUCGCCGGGCGGCGGCGGACCCGGCAGCUUCGGCACGUCGACCUCGUCCAACCUGCAUUUGCAGGCCAUGAUCGUCAACAACUUGGAUUACCCGACGACGUCCAAGUGCGUCAACUCGUCACUCGACAAUACGAUGGACAGUUGUGUGAUGGGGGGUGCGAGUGCCAGUGCGGCGAUGGUCGGCCGAAACAGUGUGUUGAGUGGCCCGAGCGCCGCCGAGCAGCUCUGUCUGCAAAGAACUAAAUCCUAUCCCAAGCAGCUCAACACAGACUUGUGCAGGGCGUCUGUGCUAAGUGAUAAACUCGAGGAGAAGCUGGACACGGCCUAUUCGGGCUGUCACAGGCCAUCGACUCUGAAUCGUGGUGAUUCCUCGAUCUCCAUCGACCCGUCGUCGGGCCUCUGCAGCACCAGUGAAAGCACGUUGGGCUGCAAAUCCGCCGGGGAUUCCGAUUAUUGUCAAUCGCCGAGUCCGCCGUCUGGGUCUCCGUGUGGCGGUCUGGGACCGCAGCCGUCGAGCAUGCACAACCCUGGCUCGGUGUAUGUGAUCAGCAACGAGUCCUAUGGUCGGGCACAGUUAAAUCACAGCCGUGCCAUGAUGUCGAUGCAGCAGCCGCAUUCCAGUCCGCUACGUCGAGCGGAAUACGGCAACGUCUACGCCACUGAACCCGAGAGCCUUGACGCUUCCAGCCCAAAGACUUGAUUACGCUUUUUAAGAGUGUGGUUCCACCACUGGUCAAUGUAUAAUCGUAUUGAAGGGAUCGUCGUUCGUUCGUCGCGCGCCGUGGCUCGUGUUGACACUCCAGGUCAAAAAAGGAAAUCGAAUUGGGUGUAAAUCCGGGGAGGGGGAGAGAUUUCCCCGAGUUCCUUUGCCCCAGCCCUGUUUUCAACGCGAUCCGGUCGAGUUUGAUUACGGGCGCCAUCAUUUCAGUGAGGAAUCGUCUCCUGCAUCAGGACUCUUUCACAGUAGCUAGCCUGCCUCUUGUGAUAAAUCUCCGGCUCGAUUUUUCGUUUCAUCGCUGCACUUCCCGAGGCGGGUUCCUAAUGCUUCUCACACACGUAGAGCCCUUUUCCCCUCUGACCAGUUCUCCUUUUGAGAAAAAUGGAGUGUUAGUGAUUAUGAACGAGAAAUAAUUGGAAUUGUGAUCAUUUACUUUUGUCUCGAAGAUUUUUCGAAGUUGCAUUGCCUCGACGAACGCUUCAUGUUUUCUCGGGGGAAAAAAAAAAAAAGAAUUUUGCCGAAGUCUUCGACUGUCGAUUUCACAUUGGACGGAGCUCUUCGACUAAACGCUCGCUUGCUUACUCAAAUUUCACACCAUUCGGCACAUUCCUUUCAGCAAUGUUUUGCGUUCUUCGUGCUUUUACUCUUUUCGGAGGCAAUGCAAUGUUCUCCUUGCGAGUCGUUGAUCUCUUUGUUCAUGAAUGCCCUUUGCGGGCACGGUGAUCUAAUUUUACAUUUUUGAAGUAGGGAUUAUAUUGUUGUUUGUUGAUUUUUCUUAGGCUUAUUCUGUCCUCCGUUUAUAUUUAUAUAUACAUAGUUUUUUGGUGGGAUGAGCUCUUUCUUAGUUGCGUCUUCUCGAUCAGUUUUGUUCAGACAUCGAAAACUGCUAUAUUUGUGGUUGACGUUGUAGCAGCGCGUUGUUAAAUUGCGAAACAAGUCUCCAUCUAUUUUUGUUUUCUCUCGAGAUGAAGCACUGAUGUCGAACAUUGAGCAUCGCGUCUCAAUUUGAAUAGUUACCAUGCCUGGUUCAGACAUCGUUCUGGUGCUUGAGUUCUUGUUCGCCACUGAGAGAGGGUUCGCUGCUUUCGUUGGGGGAUUAGGAAACUUUACCCCUUUCUUGCUCGUCCAGUAAAAGUGAGCUUUCAGCAUGUUUCCACUCCUGGUUUGUUCUUUCAUCUCGUCGUCAUUUGCGCGUGAAAGAGGCCGAAUCACAGCCGUCGUUUAACUGAAAGGAGUUAUGACAAUGGUGGUGUUCAUCCUAUCAGUUAAGUGUUACGCGUUUGAAGAACAGCGCGUGUCUUGAAAAAGUUGAGAUUUUUUGUACAUGUGUUAAUUCUUUGAUUCGGCCGGAGAGUAAUUUUGGAGAGAACUGAUCACGCAUGGCAUGAUGUAUUUGAGGACAAGUCAACUCUGUGUUCUUUCAAAUGAAUAAAGCUGAAAAUUGUGACAAAAAAA
Molecule: messenger RNA, 3435 nt
Organism: Notodromas monacha
Lineage: Eukaryota; Metazoa; Arthropoda; Ostracoda; Podocopida; Cyprididae
Source: the annotation of a GenBank genome assembly